CUCUUGCGAGAAUUUUCAUUUGAGCAAAACAAGACCCACGUUUCUGAGUUGCUGAAUGCAGCGACGGCAGUUUUCCUGGAUGCCGGCCGGAAUCAUCAGGCUGGCCCGAUAGAAACUGCCCAGUUGCUGGACUCCGUUUUGGACAUUAGACAGCCGCAGUUUGCGAGCGAUGGAUCUCUGCUGGGGAUCAAGUCCUACAUGGAGAACUUCCCGUUUCCGUUCUACGUGAUCCUGAGGGACAUCGACGCCUUGCCGUCGGUGCUCGGGGACGCCUUGAGACAGUGGUUCGAGCUCGUCACGACGCCCAAAUCCACCUGAUGUGUAUAUUCGUCGCGUCGGACGUCGAUGGCUUUCGGUGUUUCGGAUGAUGAAGGAGAGCAGAAAAGGUGUGAGAGAAUGCCGAAAUGCAGUCGAGAGUUCGAAUUGAGGGAAAA
Notodromas monacha is the source of this 434-nucleotide messenger RNA. The record is from the annotation of a GenBank genome assembly. Lineage: Eukaryota; Metazoa; Arthropoda; Ostracoda; Podocopida; Cyprididae.